Messenger RNA from Hirsutella rhossiliensis, 3330 nucleotides. RefSeq names its product PIF1-like helicase domain-containing protein. Gene Ontology annotation, biological process: telomere maintenance; DNA repair. Bases 1 to 3330 code for a protein of 1109 amino acids. NCBI's taxonomy places the organism in Eukaryota, Fungi, Ascomycota, Sordariomycetes, Hypocreales, Ophiocordycipitaceae. The record is from RefSeq and is a predicted model, not a curated record. Gene Ontology annotation, molecular function: DNA helicase activity. The transcript has 15 exons.
AUGGCGGUCUUCCGUGCACAAGAUCCGGCGUGGACUGGCGACCUGGAUGCUUGGGCCUUGACGGACUGCGAUAGGGCCACCCUCCAUUAUGACGGCAUUUGUUCGCGUUGCUAUCGAAAGGAUGAGAAACGUGGCCCCGACGAGCCUUACUUCUUCUCUGCGGAAAACCAGCUCGACUUUGGCCCCGUACCGACCCGAUUGCCCGAGCUCACACCUACCGAAGAGGCAUUGAUUGCUCGUGUCCAUGUCCACGUGAACAUUAUGCUUGUGCGGGGCAGCAGUACAAGUAUCGAGGGCACGUCGUUCACUUUCUCCGCGAGCCGGCAAUUCACCCGCCAGUUCCGCGUGCGUCGCCAGGCGGUUAUGAUAUGGCUAGACUACCUGCGCCAUCAUCAUCCUGGCUAUCGAUCCAUCGCGAUCGACGACGAGCGACUGAGCCAACUGCCCGAGGACGGCAAUGUGGUGGACGCCAUCCCCCAAAGUCAGGUGGAGGCUGCCGAUGUGGGACCGGAGGAAGAUCAGGAGGCAGAGCCUGACCUAGAGGAUGCGGCUGCGGUGCCUGACCUGUUGGCCAAGGACACGGAGCUGGAUGCUCUGCGGUCUAUUCUCGCGGACGGCAGAGCCGACUUUGUGGAGCCUCGCUUGCGGUCCAUUGAGUACAAGGAUUACAUCGAGCACGCGAUGCGGUGGCACGACGGCCGUUUUGCGCGCCAUCCAACCUUCCGCUUUGUCGCAUUCAACACCCUGAUGCGGUCCCAAGCACGUGCGAGGUCCAAAUUCUUCGUGAAGCAACACGAUGGCACCCGUGAGCCGCUCACGCGAGAGCAGCUUAUUCAGGCGCUCGAACACGCUGAGGAUCCACGGGCGCAGGCGCUGAUCAACUCGAUCACAAGAAAGAGGCAGGACCUCGAGGCCCUCUACCAACACAUGCCCCGAUAUGAAGAAUGGCUGGGCGCGUCCGAGCCGGAAAGGAUGGCAUUGUCGCGAACGAAGUUUAACGUGACGGAUUACUGGGGCCGGACAAUGCCCCAGGGUGAAGGGAAUCCCCUGAGUGUGGAUCCGCUGGGCGUAGAGAUGACAUUCCUGCGGCUCUCGCAAAUCGUCAACCGCUGCCAGCGCCACAGAUGCAAUACCGCGUACUGCUUGCGGGUCCGAAAGAAGUGGGGACCUGGCGAACGAUAUGCAAGGGCUGCAGCCGAUAUCGAGGCGGCCAAUGUCGCCGAUCCGGAGAGGGAGUGUCGUUUCAACUUCCCCCGUGCCUUGCGGGAGCUAGCCGCAGUCAUCAGGAAAGAAGGUAAGUCAUAUUACAUCUUCGAGGCAGCCCGCAACGACAGCCUCAUGAACCACUUCAAUCCUGCCAUCAUUCUGGGCUGGCUGGCCAAUAUCGACAUAUCGCCCUGCACCAGCUUACAGGCAGUCAUUACGUAUGCUGCCAAGUAUUGCAGCAAAUCGGAGAAGAAGACGGAGCCUUACUGCAAGCUCGCAGAUCAGGUUUUGCCGCAUACAGCACACCACCAGCCCCUGUUGUCCUUCUCCUCUCGCCUUAUGAAUAAGUUGAUUGCCGAGAGAGAUUAUUCAGCGCAGGAAAUUUCCCACUUGCUGCUCAACAUCCCUCUGCAGGAAGGCACUCGGAUGGUUGUGUACGUCGACUGCCGUCCGUUGGAGCAGCAUGUGCGGUCGUUCCGCGUCGACGAGGAUUCCUACAAUCUCAAGACGUGGAGGAGACUCGGUGCGAACGCGAAGAAGAGGUUGAUGAUGGCCCAUCCGCAUCGCUCUCCGGAGGAGCUGCUUGCUGUGGACGGGCAGCCGUUUGAGUCCUUUGCGGCGGCGUACCAGUGCUGCCGGCAGCGACACCAUUUCCAUGAGGACGACCAUUACGGCGAGGUGGGAGCAAAUGAGCUGCAGGCAGAGGACGAUGAGUUUCAGCGGGAGGAGCACGAAGAGCCUGUCGUGGAGGAAGAUUGGCAUGAACUCGCCCGUAUGCUGCCAGACCAUCCGCUGGAGGAGGAGGAUAUCGACGUGCUGGGCCGGCGAGAUGUCGACGUGAAUUAUGACUGGACUCCCCACGUUGGACGGUAUACCGAUGACGGCAUUCUCCAGGGCGACUUCUGGAAGCAACGCAAAGCCGAAAAUCCCCUUCACCUUGAUGUGGAUCAUCAGCCGCUGGAGGCUCGCGAUUCCCUGAAUCCGGAGCAGCGCCUAGUUUGUUACUCCAUGUGGACGGCGGCGGUGGCACGGGCAAAUCAUACCUCAUCAAUCUGCUUUCGGCGCACCUCCAAGCCGCCUCGGGCGGAAGAGGACGCCUGUUUGGCGUGCCGCGCCCACGGGCGUUGCGGAAAUCAGAUAUCGGGCACUACCUCCCUGCUGCACCUCCCCAUCAACAAGGACUUCAAGCCCCUGUCAGCGAUCGACAAAGCUCAGCUCCAGAAGAAGCUAAAGGAUGUCAAGUACCUGAUCGUCGAUGAGAAGAGCAUGCUGGGUCUGCGACAGCUGUCAUGGAUUGAUGACCGUCUCCGUGAGGCGUUCCCGAAUAGAAAUGAGGAGUUCUUUGGUGGUCUUAAUAUCCUCCUGGUUGGCGACUUCUUUCAGCUUCCCCCUGUACUGCAGAAGCCUCUUUAUUACGACAAGGAGGUGCAGGGGGUAGAGAUCAAGGGCAGGAACGCAUAUCGGCGCUUCGACAAGACGGUUUUCUUGAAGGUUGCCCAGCGUCAGCGCGGCGACGAUCAGGCAGCGUUUCGCUCAGCUCUUGAGGAAUUGCGGCUGCUCCAACUCUCUAUGGAGUCCUGGAAGCUCCUCUCCAGCCGUGUUCAGGCGAAGCUGGACGAUCAGGAGGUUGCCAAGUUCGUCAAUUCCCUACGAGUAUACGCCACGAAAGACAGGGUCAUGGCUAAGAACGUUGGCCCCGGUGCUGCUGCUGCUCCUGACGACAAGCCGGUUGGCCUCUGCAACGGUGCACGUGACCCUCCCUGCGUGAUCAUGAUGGAGUUUGACAAGUACCGGGACUUCCUCGUCGGAGCCACACUCUGCACUCGUACGCAGUUUCCCCUGAUCGUGUGCUACGCCAUUACAGUUCACAAGUCGCAGAGCAUCACCGAAGACAUGAUCGUGACGGAUCUGUCGUGCCGUGACUUUCAGACCGGUUUGAGCUACGUGGCCGUCUCGCGUGUGAAAACGCUGCAGGGUCUGAUGCUGGAUGCCCCGUUUGACCGCAAUCACCUGACUUAUGCGUCGCCGCCGGAAGGAAUUAAGAUGAAAAUGAAGGAUCAACAACUUCGCAAACGACAGGUUCUUACCCAGAAUCCGUAUAAGAUAGGCGACGGGUCUACGUAA